Messenger RNA from Pedinophyceae sp. YPF-701, 1368 nucleotides. NCBI's taxonomy places the organism in Eukaryota, Viridiplantae, Chlorophyta, Pedinophyceae. The record is from the annotation of a GenBank genome assembly.
AUGAUGGCGUCCUCGUUAUCGAGCCGUUCGCACCUGGGGCGACUCGUCCGGAACGACCCCCUGCACCGCGGGGCGGCACGUCUCCGACAGCGCAACUGCCGGCGACGGCCAGCGCCGCGCGUGACGGCCGUCAGCACGGUCAAGGAGGUCCUCGGCGACGACCUCGGAGAUCCGGGCCACUGGAACCACAGCGUCGAAUGGUGGGGCACGCAAGCCGGCGGCUGGGGCAAGAGCCAGGGUUCGGUUCGCUUCGACCGCAACUCCAAAUAUGGCAACGGGAUCAUCACCGUCACCGUCCACGAGUUCCUGGGCUCGCCCAAGUGCCCGCCGGUCAACGUGGACGUCCUCGCUGCGGCCUGCGGCGACCCCGAGCGCGCCGCGGAGGCCGCGGCGCCCGAGGGCGGCGCCGUGCGGGAGUGGCGCGUGUUGCGCUUUGGCGACAAGACGCGGCAGAGCGUCAACCUGGUGUGGCGCAUGCGGGCGCCGCGCGCGUCCGGGGAAGGCAACACGAUCCGGGUGCCACGCGCGCCGCUCCUGAUCGAUCCGCGGUGCCUGGCGUUCGAGUACCAGAAGACGAUGGCUGCGGCGGUGCUCGCGACGCUGGGUGCUUCAGGGAGGUUGGAGACGGCGACGGAGAAGAAGCCCGUGACGAUCUACUGCCUGGGGCUCGGCGGCGGAUCGCUGCCGGCGUUCCUCGCGUACUGGCUGCGCUCCAAGGGCGUGCCGUACAGCAUCCGGGGCGUGGAGCUCGACCCUGACGUUGCCAUCGCUGCGAAAGACCACAUGGGCCUUGUCGACGGCUACUGCCAAGUCGACGUGGCGUCCGCGGAGGCCGUGAUGGCCGCGGCGCCGUCGGGUUCGGCGGACUGCGUGGUGAUCGACUGCUUCAAGGCGGACAACGAGGUGCCCGUGGCGCUCACGGACCCGCGGGGCGCCUUCAUGCUGGACCUGUCGUCGGUGCUCAACAAGACGGGCUCGCUCGUAGUGAACCUGCAGUGCGGGUCCGCGGGGAAGAAGAGCAGCCCGGGGCUCCCGACGCCGGUGCGCCGCGCGAUGAACGCGAGGCAGUGUCCCGGGUACGAGCGGGACACGCCGCGCGGCCAGUAUCUGUCUGAAACCGCCGAAGGAUAUGCAAAGGCGAUUGUUGGGCGCGUGGGGCGGAAGGGCUCGGCUUACACGGUCCGAGCGAACAACCAGUAUAAUGUCGCGGUCGUCGCGAGCCGGGCGUGGUCGCUCCCGCCCGGCGUCGGCGCCGCGGAGGCGGAAUUGCAGCGGUUGGCUCUGGACGCCGCGAGGGGCAGCGGGGACGCCGUGCUGUUCGACGUCGGGGCCAGGGCGUGGCUUGGGUACGCCGAUCUCCUGGAGUGA